AAAGGGGAAAAAAAAAGAAAGCAGAGCGGCGGCGGCCGAAAAAUGGCGGAAAAUUUAAAAGAGUGCCGGGUGUGCUGCCUGUCCCCCUGGGAGCAGCUGCAGGACCUGUGCCGGCUGCAGCGGCUCCGGUGCCGCGCCCUGGGCGUCACCCGCCGCAACCUGGCCGACUUCGAGGUGGAGCUGCUGUGCAACUACCGCCGAGUCCGGGACGAGGAGUUCUACCUGGUGAAGUGGCAGGGCUACCCAGGACCCCUCUAACCCCCCUGUUUAUCCCCCCAGGACGAGGACACGUGGGAGCCGCGGCGGAACCUGCGGUGCCGGGGGCUGCUCCGGCAGCUCCACGCGGACCUGGCGCGGGCCCCGGGGGGCCCGGUGCGGGCGGGGCCGCGGGGGUUGCCCCCGCGGGCGCUGCGGUUCCUGGCGCGCAAGGCGGAGCAGCGGCGGGCCCUGCGGCGCUGGGAGCGCCUCCUCAACCGCCGGCGCGGCCACCGCGGCCGCAUCGCCGUGGAGAACGACGUGGACCUGCACGGCCCGCCCCCAGACUUCGUCUACGGCAACGACUACAAGGUGGGCGCAGGGGUGUCCCUGUCCCCCGUGGCCGUGGGCUGCGAGUGCCAGGACUGCCUGGCGGAGGCGGUGGCGGGCGGGGGCUGCUGCCCCGGCGCCUCCCGCAACCGCUUCGCCUACAACGAGGCGGGGCAGGUGCGGAUCCGCGCCGGGCUGCCCAUCUACGAGUGCAACUCGCGCUGCCGCUGCGGCGCCGACUGCCCCAACCGCGUGGUGCAGCGCGGCAUCCGCUACGACCUGUGCAUCUUCCGCACCGCCGACGGCCGCGGCUGGGGCGUGCGCACCCUGCAGCGCAUCCGCAAGAACUCCUUCGUCAUGGAGUACGUGGGAGAGAUCAUCACCUCGGAGGAGGCGGAGCGCCGGGGACAGGUGUACGACCGCCAGGGUGCCACGUACCUGUUCGACCUGGACUACGUGGAGGACGUUUACACCGUGGACGCCGCCCACUACGGGAACAUCUCCCACUUCGUCAACCACAGCUGCGACCCCAACCUGCAGGUUUACAACGUGUUCAUCGAGAACCUGGACCAGCGGCUGCCCCGCAUCGCCCUGUUCGCCACGCGGCCCAUCCGCGCCGGGGAGGAGCUCACCUUCGACUACAACAUGCACGUGGACCCGGUGGACGCCGAGAGCACCCGCGAUGGACUCCAACUUCGGGGCUGGUGGGGGUCCCUGGGGGCUCCCCGCGCCCGGCGCCGCAUCGAGUGCAAGUGCGGGGCGGCCUCGUGCCGCAAGUACCUGUUCUGA
Molecule: messenger RNA, 1314 nt
Organism: Myiozetetes cayanensis
Lineage: Eukaryota; Metazoa; Chordata; Aves; Passeriformes; Tyrannidae
Gene: SUV39H1
Product: SUV39H1 histone lysine methyltransferase
Exons: 8
Cellular component (GO): nucleus
Molecular function (GO): protein binding; zinc ion binding; histone H3K9 methyltransferase activity
Source: RefSeq, a predicted model, not a curated record